This is a messenger RNA of Mobula hypostoma (lesser devil ray), 4124 nucleotides long. RefSeq names its product NACHT, LRR and PYD domains-containing protein 3-like. The record is from RefSeq and is a predicted model, not a curated record. The transcript has 12 exons. NCBI's taxonomy places the organism in Eukaryota, Metazoa, Chordata, Chondrichthyes, Myliobatiformes, Myliobatidae. Gene Ontology annotation, cellular component: cytoplasm. Bases 351 to 3452 code for a protein of 1033 amino acids.
GUAAACAAAAAAUUAAAGGGACGAAAUCAACCGAAGCGAACCAGGAUGCGGGUUGUGAUUCUUCUCUGGAGCAGGGCGAAUUUUCGAGAGGACGAUAGUCAUUGCAUUGUGCACUGAAAUGGUAGCCCUGCGGUGACAGUUUUAUUGGAAGAAAAUCCUACAACUGGAAGAAAACCACGAAUGCCGAUGAGGGAACAGCAACAAGUGAACCAAACUGAGGACUGAAAGCAUCAACUGGAGAGCCCUUCUGAUUCAUAGUUUCAAUUCGUCCAGUCAGGAGAAAGUUUGAGCAUCGCCAGCAGGUGGAGCUUUCCUGCACCGCGACCAAAGUAUCAACAAGAAGAUUCAGAAUGGCUGCUGUUUUAGGUGGUAAAUUAAAUCGGGUACUCAAGAGACUUUUUCCAGGCCGAUCAUCGGAGGAAGAUGAUCGGAACAAGGGAAACAAGAUACCAAAGCAGGGCCACAUUGAGAGGAAUGUCCUAAUGGAGUAUGGUCCGGCCGCAGAGGAUGGGGAGAAAAGUCGGCCCAGAGACAGUGGCGUCAGAGACACGGAUGGGGUCGCUGGAAUAAGCACAAGUGAGGCGACUGCUUGGCAGCUCAGAAGCUCAUUAAACACGGAAUUGUCAAGUGCCCGACAAGGAACAGUCUUAGGUAAGAAAUUAAAUCGGGUACAGAGAGAUCUCAAGAGAUAUUUUCCAGACCGAUCAUCGAGGAAAGAUGAUCGGGACAAGGGAAACAAGAUAACCAAACAGGGUCAGAUUGAGAGGAAUGUCCCAAUGGAGUACGGUCCGGCCGCAGAGGAUGGGGAGAAAAGUCGGCCCAGAGACAGUGGCGUCAGAGACACUGAUCCGGAAGCUGGAACCAGCACAAGUGAGGCGACUGCUUGGCAGCUCAGAAACUCAUUAAACACGGAAUUGUCAAGUGUCCGACAAGGAGCAGAUCCAGUGUCUACGAUCCCUGAUCUCCUGGCACAGUGGGAUGAAUAUCAACUUUACGAACAGACAAUGUUCUACAGCAACAAAUUGAAAGAAGCUAUUGAAGAAGGGGUUGAACCACUCAGUUGGAUGUUGACAAAGGAGGGACACUUCAGUGCACAAGAACAUGCAAGGGUCACUGAACUGGCAGAGAAGGGAAACCGGGCAGAAAGUUCCAAACUCUUCGUCAGUUUGGUGAUGGGGAAAGACUCGCGGGCCCGGAGGGCGAUGUGGGAAUCCUUUGAGAAAAUGCAGAAUGAGCUACCGAAGUUGGACAAAAUACUGAAGGAAAUACAGGAUCUCGGUCCGGAUCCACAUGAACACAUAAAUAUUAGCCGAGAAUUACCCACUCAACUGAAAGAUGUUCAACAGAAACACAGGGAGACUCUGCGGACACAAACUGAAACACUGAGAGUAAACACGAUCCUGAUGAGGGAGAAGGUGAAGGGUUUCCAGCUGGAUGAUCGAUACGCUGAGCUCACGGUCAUUUCUACUGUUCGAGACCGGAGACUGGUAGAAAACGAGGAGUGGAGAAAGAAACAUCUCUGCGGAGAGCUGGAAAAAAUCGGGACUGAUCAGUUGUUCCAGAGCAGCUUUUCCCGGAGUGAAAUCAAAUCUGGGAGUUCAGCAGCAGUGGUCGGAGGCCCGGGGAUCGGGAAAACAACAAUGGUGCAAAAGAUUGUUUAUGACUGGGCCACGGGGAAAAUAUACCAACAAUUCCAGUUUGUCUUCCGUUUCAGAUUCAGGGAUUUAAACUCCAUUAACUGUAGAAUAAGCCUGAGAAAAUUGAUUCUGGAUCAGUAUCCUUACUUCGGGAAUUUGCUGAGAGAGGUCUGGAAGAACCCUGAGAGAUUGCUGUUUAUAUUUGAUGGUUUGGAUGAAUUCAAACACAAAAUCGAUUUUACUGACAGUCGGAGAGAUACAGAAUCCAAGCACCAGUGCCCAGAUCCCGAGUGGUGGUGUGAGGUGUCUGACAUUGUGUACAGUUUAAUCCAGCACAAGCUGCUCCCAGGGUGUUCAGUACUGGUGACCACCCGUCCCACUGCGUUACAGUUAUUGGAAAAGGCUGAGAUCAGUGUCUGGGCUGAAAUCCUGGGAUUUGUUGGUGAGGAACGGAAGGGAUAUUUCUACAGACACUUUGAAGAUCAGAAGGUGGCGGCAGCUGUUUUCAAACACGUGAAGGAGAACGAGAUCCUGUACACCAUGAGCCACAACCCCUCCUUCUGCUGCAUUCUCGCUCUGGCACUGGGCCCUUUCUUCACACAAAGAGUCAGGGACCCUCAACGAGUUCCCACGACCGUCACCCAAUUAUAUUCCUGCUACAUUUACAACAUCUUAAAGAAGCACGAAUGUGAGAUUGAGAAAACUCGUGAUGUGUUAUUCGGAGUUGGUCAGAUGGCUUUCGCAGGAGUGUCUCAGAGGAAGAUUGUGUUUACAGAUGAAGAUUUGAUCGAGUACAAUCUCCAGCCUUCCCAGUUCCUGAUGGAGCUUUUGGAGAGAGAGGAUUCUGCCCGGGGUGUGGUGUACACAUUCCCACACCCCACCAUCCAAGAUUUUGUAGCUGCACUCGCACAAUACCUGACUCUAGAUCCUGGGGAUAUCCUGAAAUUUCUCACUGCAGCCCACAACGCAACCGACGGGCGAUUCGAGGCAUUUCUCCUUUUUUUUGCUGGUCUCUCCUCCUCAAGAACAGCUCGGGUCCUGGAAGAGUUUUUGGGUCCGUUUUCUGAUCAAACAACCUGUCGGGUGAUUGAUUGGAUGAAGGCGGAAGUUAAACGCCAGAGUAGAAGCAUAUGGAGUGAAGCCGGAUAUAGCCUCCUGAACACAAUGUACUACCUGUUUGAGUCUGAGAAUCGAGGACUGGUUCAGGCCGCACUGGGAUCUGUGGAAAGACUUUCAUUCAGUGGAAUGACACUGAUCCCGAUUGACUGCGCUGUCCUGUCACAUGUCAUCGGACUCAGUGAUACAAUAAUACUCCUCGAUCUCUCUAGCUGCCAUAUUCAGGGUGAAGGAUUCCAGUGGCUGGGACCUGGGCUGCACAAGUGCCAGGAGUUGAGACUGAACAAUGUCAGUCUCACAGAUUCCGGUGCCGAGGAUCUCGUCUCCACUCUCAGUACAAACCGAUCAGUGAUGGAGCUGAAGGAAAAUAAGCUGGGAGAUUCAGGAGUGAAACUGGUGUCUGCGUCUCUGAGGAACCCAGAGUGUAAAAUACAGAAACUGGAGCUGGGUCAUGUCGGUCUCACAGAUUCUGGUGCAGAAGAUCUCGUCUCCGCUGUCAGUAAAAACCGGUCACUGACGACGCUGUACCUGGGAUUAAACUCGCUCGCAGACGGAUCAGUCCCCGUUGUCCGCCGCCUCAUACUGUCUCUCCUGCGUCUGAAGUGGAUCCGACUGGUAGGGAAUCGAUUCUCUUUGAUCGGGAAGGAGAAACUGAAAUCUCUGGAGGAAAUCAGACACGGACUGAUUGUGAUCACCUGAAUGUGUGAACAGCCCAGUUUGGGGACAUUUUGGCCUACUCCACGCCCUUCUCUUUAACGGCCACGCUCCUCUUUUAAUGUCUGCGCUCCAGAUUGACUUACCAAUGGUAUUAACUAAUCUUGUCUCUAGCCGAGCCUUGUGUGACAUCCAGGUGUUUCUGAAAUCAUGUAAUUCCGCCUCCUGUCAGCGGCGCUUCUUCCGCCGUAUGAUCGGGUCCGAGUGCUUCACCAAGUGACGCCCUGUGGAAUUACACAGUCUUGGAAAGUCCGCCUGCGGGGCUCAUUCUGGGACACCAGUGUUCCGGGCUGGGAUUAUCCAUAGGGAAGAUUCCUUUGCUCCCUUUGCUGAGGACGGUGCAUUCUUUGCUAUGUGGAGAUAUAAUGAUGUUAAAUUGACACAUACCUCGGUAGUGACCCUGGAUCUGCGGUGAUCGCGAACACUGCCGUGAAGUGUAACUUUGUAAUCAUCGGUUCCCCGACGCAGAGUGAUGAUGAGAAACGGGACUGAUCAUUCACCCUGUCACUCAUUGCCGUCGGUCAAUUAGUUGCUUGUGUCUGUGAGUAAAUCGGGAGCAGCUAAUUUAUUCCCGCACGUUAGCAGGAAUUGUAUAAUUUACAUUUGUCAUGAUUAAAUCAACAAACCGCUGUAGCUUCCAGUCGUGGUGCUGAACUU